This is a messenger RNA of Trichomonas vaginalis G3, 465 nucleotides long. Its product is annotated as RNA Cap, translation initiation factor Eif4e domain-containing protein. NCBI's taxonomy places the organism in Eukaryota, Parabasalia, Trichomonadida, Trichomonadidae. The transcript has a single exon. Gene Ontology annotation, cellular component: eukaryotic translation initiation factor 4F complex. The record is from RefSeq and is a predicted model, not a curated record. Gene Ontology annotation, molecular function: RNA 7-methylguanosine cap binding; translation initiation factor activity. The coding region runs from base 1 to 465 and encodes 154 amino acids. Gene Ontology annotation, biological process: translational initiation.
AUGAGUCAUCCGUUAUCGCUUAUAUGGUCAGUGUUCUAUAAAAUAGAGAAUGAAGAAGAGCCAGAGAAGGCUGGCUUACACACACUCGGUAGGUUCGAAUCUCUUGAACAAUUUUGGGAUUUAUACACUCAUCUAAAAAAACCGAACGAAGUACCUGACUUAUUAGUAGGAUUUUUCAAUAAGUCAUUUAAAAUGGAUCCAUUUGAUCCGAAUUUGGAGAAUGGAGGAAUAUUAAUGAUUCCAAUUCCGAAAGAAUUACUAUUAUACCAAUGGGAACGAUUAAUAUUUGCCGGUGUAGGCGGUCGGCUUGAUAAAGGUGUUGCUGGAUUUACAUUAAAAUAUAAUGAAGCAAUUAUUUCAAUUUGGGUACAGGAUAAGAGGCUAAUGGACUUUGUUGAAGACAAUAUAGUCGAUGUUCUUGGAAUAGACGAUGAUGUACAAAUAACUAGAGCUUCUAUUACUUAA